UUAAGUAAUGAUCUUGCUUGACAGUUCUGUUGUCAAGUAAACAAAAACUUUUUUCGGUUAUUGUUCUCAUUAUUUUUAUUUUUAAGUGUAGAAUAUUCACUGUAGCAAAAUGACCGCUGAGACGUCUCGGCAGCAACAAAAUAACGACGAGGGGCAAGGUUUUCAAAUUUUUAUGACAAUGGAAAAUCUAAUAGACAAAUUAAAGCUUUUGGAUUAUGAAGAAGAAUUCAUAAAAGUUUUGAAAAUGAGACCACUAAAUAGGCAUUAUUUUGCAUUGCAAUCGAACACUGGUGAACAAUUUUUCAUGUUUGCUGCUCUCUCUGCUUGGCUAAUUAGAAAAUGUGGUAUAUCAUUCAAGCAGCCAGAAGAAGAUGACGAUCCUAACUCAACGAUUGCCAGCAUCCUUGAUGCUUUAAGAAAUCUUGGAAUUCCUGUCGACUUUUCUCCUAAUAAGCUUAAAAAGGGCUCUGGUGUCUAUGCUCUGCAGUGUUUAAACAGUCUUGUAGAGAAAGCCUUUACAGUUAAGAAUAUUACUUUUAAAAAGCCGGUGCCUCCUGUUGAACAAUUUGACUCUACCCAAACUUUUGAUGAAGAUGAAGACUUGGAGUUAGAUAUUGACAGAAUUGAAGAAGAUAUGGCUCUGGGUGUGAGUGAUGUCGAUGAAGAUAAUGAACUGGAUGUUGAUGAUCUUUACCUUGCUUCAGCUUUUAUGGAGACAACAAGAGCAGAAGAAAUAAUCGAAACUGAUGUCACAGCAGAAGCCUGGAAUUUGGAACUUGAGAAGGUCGUUCCAAUGCUCAAAGUUUCAAUAAAAUCAAAUAAUACAGAUUGGAGGUCUCACCUAGAAUUGAUGAAGCACCAUCAGUCUGAAAUUCAUCAGAUUUCCGGGACAGUUUCAUCAGAAUUGAAAAAGUUUGGUUAUGAAAUUGAAGAAACGAUGAGAAAAGUUUCCAAGAGAGAAAAACUACUCAACAGUCAGUUCGAGCAGCUCCUUUCGCAAUAUAGGACUCUCCAGGAGGAGUUGUCUUUAGUGAAUGAUAAAUAUAGAGAAGUUAAUGUAGGAGUUGUUGAAAGGCAGAAAAUACUUAAUCAGAUUUCUGAAAAUUUAGAAUCAACCAAGCAAGAAAUGGAAGAAAGAGGAGCUACUAUGUCUGAUGGAUCUCCUUUGGUCCAUAUUAAAAAAGCCAUAAAAGACAUUAAGAAGGAAAUCUGUGAGAUGGACAUAAGCAUCGCAGUUGCUGAACAUUCCAUAGUAGAAACUAAGUUGAGAGAGAAAUCAUUACAGACCCAUCUUGUGAGGACAUCUGGAAUGAACUGAAUUUAUUAGUUGUAAAUAUGACGUAACUGCUUUAAUUUGAAUGAUCUGUAUAUUUUAUAUUAGACUUUAGUAAGAUUAAAAAAUAGAAUUUAUUAAAUUUGCUCAAUGAGGAUAAAAUAAAUUUGAGGAUAUGGAAAUAAUUGGCACCUAUGAGAGAUUGUCAUAGCUUGCUCAUUCAAAUAAAUAAUUAAACAGUUGAACAUUUUGUAUUAGUUCUUCAGAUAGCAUUGUGGAUUCUCCAUGUUUUUGAGCACGUAUUCUGAUUAUUGUAAGAAAAUGUAAUUUUUAUGAAUAAACAUAUAUACAAAAAUGUUCAACAUUGUUUUGCAACAAAAAAUACUGGACUUUUUUUAAAUUCCAUUAUAAUAUAU
Molecule: messenger RNA, 1689 nt
Organism: Nezara viridula (southern green stink bug)
Lineage: Eukaryota; Metazoa; Arthropoda; Insecta; Hemiptera; Pentatomidae
Source: the annotation of a GenBank genome assembly